AUGCCUUCCGACGACGCAUUUGAUUUGUACAGACAGCCCAAAACCACUGCUCCUGCGAGCAGGAAGAGGGGAAGCAUGCGGCAUCCUGGGGAAAGCAAUAGUGAUCCCUCAAAGAAAAGGGCUCGGACUGAGGAUCCUCCUGCACCUAUACCUUCCAAGGAAACUACUCCUCCAGCUCCCGUCGACCAGACUCCUCCACCAGCUCCCGUCGACCCGACUCCUCCAACUACUGUCAACCCAAUGCCUCCUGACCAGUCAGGAAAAACUCAGGCCGAGGCUAUUCUGAACACAGCCUAUAACUCGGCAAAUGACAAAUUGAAGAAGCUAUCAAGACAUCGGUGCAGUCAGGAAGCCUUCAGUAAUGUCUCCUCCAUGAAGGUCAAGCAGAUUCCCAGUCGCUCAUUGAAUGAAAUACUCAGUGGAGUUUUUACCCUGAGUACCAACUGGCGUCGCUCGGAGGAGACGUAUGCCAAGCAUGCUAAAGAAAUUAAAGCUGUCGAGGGAAGACUCAUCGAGAAGCUCAAAGCAGUCAAGGAUAGACACGCCCAACUGCUCGAGGAGCUAAGAGCAGCUGAGGAGAAAAAUGCCAAACUGGGCGGGGAGCUGAAGCAACAUAAGGAGGCCUUGGCCAAAGACACCGAAUCCAAAGAGAGGUACAGGGAGUCUUCAGUGUUGAACUUCAAAGAGGCCUCCAAACUCAAAAACGAACUGGCGAUCAGCAGGAAAGAAACUGCUGAGUUGGAGGAGCGAGUUAAAUUGCUCGAAGAAACCAACGCUAGUGAUCUGGAGUGGUUCAAGGGAGCAACCUUCAACUACUUUUAUAUGUUCUGGAAAAACAACCGCGAGGCGAACUUUGAUUAUUUACCAGAGCGUAUAAAGCAGGAUGAGCUUGCUAAAUGCAUUGCUCACCGUAAAGAGGAGGAGAAAGUUCAGGCAUCUCCCGAGAUCUCUUUGGCGAUGGGUAUUGACGGCAUCAGUGAGGAUGCUGGGACCUCCAUCGACCACCAGCCUCAACAAGAUCCUCCAGCUGCUCCAUAA
Humulus lupulus (European hop) is the source of this 1038-nucleotide messenger RNA. RefSeq lists its product as uncharacterized. The transcript has 2 exons. Bases 1 to 1038 code for a protein of 345 amino acids. Lineage: Eukaryota; Viridiplantae; Streptophyta; Magnoliopsida; Rosales; Cannabaceae. The record is from RefSeq and is a predicted model, not a curated record.